AUGUUGUUUGCAGAUGAUAUAGUUAUAUGUGCAGAGAGACGAGUACAGGUUGAAGAGAUUUUGGAAAAUUGGAGAUAUGCCUUGGAAAAUAGGGGAAUGAAGAACAAUGGCGGGUGUGACAAGGAGGUCAAGAAACGAGUGCAGGCAGGCUGGAAUGGGUGGAGAAGAGUAACUGGUGUAAUCUGUUAUAGAAGGGUGUCGGCAAAAAUGAAGGGGAAAAUCUACAAAACAGUGGUAAGACCAGCUAUGGCGUAUGGUUUGGAGACAGUGGCCCUAACUAAAAGACAGGAGGAGAUGGAGGUUGCAGAAUUGAAGAUGCUACGCUUCUCCUUUGGUGUAACAAGAAAGAAUAAGAUCAGAAAUGAUUUCAUUAGAGGAUUUGCUCAUGUAAGGCGAUUUGGGGACAAGUUGAAAGAGGCGAGGCUGAAAUAG
Anneissia japonica is the source of this 432-nucleotide messenger RNA. RefSeq lists its product as uncharacterized. The record is from RefSeq and is a predicted model, not a curated record. The coding region runs from base 1 to 432 and encodes 143 amino acids. The transcript is spliced from 2 exons. NCBI's taxonomy places the organism in Eukaryota, Metazoa, Echinodermata, Crinoidea, Comatulida, Comatulidae.